Messenger RNA from Patiria miniata (bat star), 1806 nucleotides. RefSeq lists its product as uncharacterized. The transcript has 3 exons. The record is from RefSeq and is a predicted model, not a curated record. Bases 139 to 1206 code for a protein of 355 amino acids. Lineage: Eukaryota; Metazoa; Echinodermata; Asteroidea; Valvatida; Asterinidae.
CAUGCAAAACAAAAAUGUAAAUGUUUUUCUUCUCAUGGUUCUAAAAAUGGUACUUUAACGGCUUUACUGUGUAUGUAUUAAUUUGCUUGCAAAAUCGCAGAGAUUUUCGCGAUUAGGCCUACAUCAGCUCCAACCGUCAUGUCGAAUGCAAUAGGCCAAAUUUCCCGCAUUUUUCUACGUCACCGAAGCAAGUCAUCGAACCGCGAGACCAAAACCACAGGGCUUGACGAUGACGACAGUAACAGCAUCAAGUCAAGCGAGGGCGCUAUGAUGGUGCCGGUGUCGACAUUGUGUAACAACGUUGACGACGAUCAAACGACAAGUGGGGAACUUCCGGCAGAGGAAGAAAUAAAUGGGGACACAGCGCCCCCUGUCGCACAACAGCUCGAGGAGGAGAUCGAGCGCCAGAGAAAAGCACUACAGCGAGAAUUUGACAUGGAAAGGAUGCACAGGGAACUGCUCCACAUCGAGGUGGAGAAACUGCACAUGGCCCGCGAGAACCAGCUGAUGAACCGGCAGUUCAUGGCGGUGCUGAAGGAGCGGCGGGAACUAGAUCGGGAGAGGAAAGAAAUGAUCGCGGCCGCGGUGGAAGUUUGGAGGGAACUAUCAGGCAACGAGAAUUUUAAAAGUAAAAAGGCGCAUAACGUCAACGAGGCCAUUUCUAAGGCUCUCCACCAACCAGCGUCCGUCACUAAGAUAAAGGAGGCGGAGCCUCGCCUGCUGAGGCGACUGCGCAUGUGCCAGAACGCGAGCGAGGUCCGUUGUUUCCAGGCCGACCUGAAGAAGAAACAAGAGGCGCUGUUUCAGCUGCUGCUGAAGUCCGAGACCAUGAUGGCGACCAGGUCGUACCACCGGCCGAGGGGCAAAGACCGGGGGAGCAAGGAGGGCGCCGACAAGCCGAAAACCGGCCCACCCGUCCCGCCCAAAACCGCAGUCAAACGGUCCCGGCUGGGCGACCCUAAAGUGGGCAGCCCGCGGCCCGUGGUGAACCCACCACCACCGCCGGUCACGGCCCCGGCCGACCAAACGCCGGUGGCGAACAACUUGCAGCCAAUAAGCGAGGAGGGCGUGAACGCUCCGCCGACCAAUGAGCGAAGGGAGGACGGCGUGCCGGCCAAUAGGGAAACGGAGCGCUCGCGCUCGCGCCCGCGGAACGUUCUGACGUGGAAUUUGGACGUGCAGGGGAUACGAGAAACAGCAAUAUGACGACAACCAAAAUUCAUCUUUCUUUGAAAGAGUAUCCUGAAGCCCUGGCUAAUUGCCGUUCCACGGUUGCGAAAACAUGCUGCAUUAUAAAUAUAAUUAUCUGGACAUAAAAGGGCACAGUCCUAGAAGGAUUUUAUUUAGUGGAUAUUAUGCUUUAUUUAUUGUUAUAACGAAUUGUAUUACAUUUCGGACCACAACAAUCUUUUGCUUAAUUUUAAUACUUUUGGGGAUUAUAAUGACUUAGAUGGUUCCGGUGUUAUUUAAGGAAUGCUUGCUAUAGGAAUCAACAAAAUAUGUCUUGGUCUUAAAACACUUAAUGUUAGGCCCAAUACUCUCCGUUACAAAUUAAAGAUUAACAAGGAAUUUUGGACACUCAAUUUAGAAAACAGUCACUUUUCCCCCACACACUACUAGCUGCUGCAUAAGCCAAUACAGUGUGCGUGAGUAAUCAAAAUGUGUUACAAGAUGCCCGAUACCAGUUUAUAUUAUUUAUCAUCCCCAAAAUGCACCUCCCUCUGAGACGCAUAAAGAUGGUAUAAUUACUGGAGGCUUAUUAAUUAUAUUAAAAAAACAUUGAUGGAAACGAGACAUCACCAAGUA